Acanthochromis polyacanthus (spiny chromis) is the source of this 1609-nucleotide messenger RNA. It is a transcript of the gene tpi1a, whose product is annotated as triosephosphate isomerase 1a. The transcript has 7 exons. Lineage: Eukaryota; Metazoa; Chordata; Actinopteri; Pomacentridae. Gene Ontology annotation, biological process: glyceraldehyde-3-phosphate biosynthetic process; glycolytic process; glycerol catabolic process. Gene Ontology annotation, cellular component: cytosol. The coding region runs from base 172 to 918 and encodes 248 amino acids. Gene Ontology annotation, molecular function: triose-phosphate isomerase activity. The record is from RefSeq and is a predicted model, not a curated record.
CACUGCCUGUUAUAAACCCAAAACAGAAGAAGAAUCCCGUCCAGCCGGUGUUUGUGUGGAGCUUUUCUAACCGACAUCAGCUGAUCCACACCCACACACCUGCCGGACUCCUCCAGCAGACCCAGCGGGCCUCCUCCUCUCCUCACCGGGCAGCAGACACCUUCAGCCGGCAUGGCGCAGCGGAGGUUCUUCGUGGGAGGAAACUGGAAGAUGAACGGGACCAAGGAGAGCCUGGGAGGGAUCAUCAGCACCCUGAACACCGCCAGCCUGCACGACCAGACCGAGGUGGUGUGUGGAGCUCCGUCCAUCUACCUGGACUUUGCUCGGUCCAGUUUGGAUCCCAGGAUCGGCGUCGCGGCCCAGAACUGCUACAAGGUGGCCAAAGGAGCGUUUACUGGAGAGAUCAGUCCGGCCAUGAUUAAGGACUGUGGGGUCGACUGGGUGAUCCUCGGACACUCGGAGCGCCGUCAUGUGUUCGGGGAAAGCGACGAGCUGAUUGGACAGAAGGUGGCUCACGCUCUGGAGAGUGAUCUGGGAGUGAUCGCCUGCAUCGGGGAGAAGCUGGAGGAGCGUGAAGCCGGCACCACCGAAGAAGUCGUGUACGCUCAGACGCAGGUCAUCGCAGAGAACGUGAAGGACUGGGGGAAGGUGGUUCUGGCGUACGAACCUGUGUGGGCCAUCGGCACAGGAAAGACAGCCACACCUGAGCAGGCUCAGGAGGUCCAUGAGAAGCUGAGGGCCUGGAUCAGAGCAAACGUCUCGGACGAUGUGGCUGAUUCAGUGAGGAUCAUCUACGGAGGUUCGGUCACAGGAGCGAACUGCAGAGAGCUGGCGUCUCAGGACGACGUGGACGGCUUCCUGGUGGGCGGAGCCUCUCUGAAACCGGAGUUUGUCGACAUCAUCAACGCACGUGAAUAAAAACAACGGAAGCGAUGAAAAGCACUCUGCCGUUUAGAUUAUCACCGUGUGUCUGCAGACUGGGCCGACGGGACAGAUGAGUGUAUUUAAUUAGCAAAAUAUGUGUGUAAUGGUUAAAUACAGGUAAAUGUCCGUAAGUUUUUUUGUUUUGCUGUAAUUUGUGGGACUUAGGUUUAUUUGCUUGUCACUGUUUUUCCUUUUCACAUCAAGGUAACAGUGUGGAGUUAUUAAAUACCACUAAACUUUAUUUUCAGUGGCAAUGAAAAGACUUAAAAAAUUCAACAAAACGACUCUGAGCAGCUGGAAAAUUAGGAUAUUUCAUUAGCUACUAAUAGUUUCAGCUGCUGUAUGUCCUAUUUUAGAUAGAAAUUAAAAAGGGAAAUGCAAUAAUCUGUAGUUGUAAGAUUUUUCCUGAGACGAACAGCAGAGGGUCGGUCAGCCCAGUUUGUUUUGUGUGUUUGCUAAGAGACUGAUCACAUCACUGCACUAACUCUUAUUUAGGGUCUGGAACAAGUAAAGUUCAGACAGAAUGUACUUAAAUAUAAAAUAGAAAGAGCAAAUAUAUAACAAUCAGGGAGUUUUAUUGUGAUGUUGUCACCAGUCAGCACUAAAGCUUCUGUAGUUCUACACUGGAUGAAUGGACCAAUGUAAGGAGUAAAGAGAUCAAUAAACUGUGGGGGAAAAAAGUCCA